AUGCCACGAGUACAUAUCAUUCCGGUGCUGGUUGUGAUAGCAUUCCUGAACGCAAACGCACAGACGGGAAACCUAAAGAAUGCGCAAAAGCACACUCCUUCCACCGUGUCGACCAGUGGCCUUCAGCAAUUGGCAGUAGAUCCGAUGGCACUAUUACCACAGGCGUUGGAAAAUAUGCUCGUAGAGCGUGUGGUCGGUACAGUGGGUCACGAAAAUGUGAAAAAUUACAUCGUGGAACAGAUGAGGCGGUUCGGCUAUUCGGUCGAUUUGGACGAGUUUGAAGAAACCGUACCGAUUCUGGGUAAGGUUCGGUUUGCCAAUAUAAUCGCAUCGCUCAAUCCGAACGCGGAGCGUAAUGUGGUACUGGCCUGCCAUUACGAUAGCAAAUAUUUUGCUGGUCAAAAGUUCAUCGGAGCCACGGAUUCGUCGGUGCCGUGUGCGAUGCUCAUCACGAUGGCGGCCACCCUCGAACCCUACCUACGGUCUGUGAAAGCCAAAACGGACCUCAAUUUACAGUUCAUAUUCUUUGACGGUGAAGAAGCAUUCCAGCAGUGGUCCGAGAAGGAUUCACUGUACGGUGCACGGCACCUUGCCACCCGGAUGGAACAGGACGGUACGCUUAAAAAGAUGGAUAUGCUCGUACUGCUCGAUCUGCUCGGAACACCGGAACCGAACUUUUACAGCUACUUUUCGGAAACGGAAAAUUGGUACUUACAGCUAAUUUCUGUCGAACGGAGGUUGGAUGAGUUGGGCCAUCUGGAAAACUAUAGUACGAGCAGUGUUUCACCGACACAGAAAUCGAUCGCGUACUUCAAACCACAUUCCUUCUCGGCAUACAUCGAAGAUGAUCACAUUCCAUUCUUAAAACGUGGUGUGCCCAUUUUACACAUCAUUCCAAGCCCAUUCCCGGACGUAUGGCAUAAGCUGGAAGAUAAUGGUGAUAUCGUGGACGUACCGACGGUGCGCAAUUUGAUUCGAAUCUUUUCGGUGUUUGUAUGCGAGUAUUUGAACGUGCCGUUAUGACGAUCGAGGGAUGAAUUUUAACCCAUUGCGUCCG
Molecule: messenger RNA, 1057 nt
Organism: Anopheles maculipalpis
Lineage: Eukaryota; Metazoa; Arthropoda; Insecta; Diptera; Culicidae
Product: glutaminyl-peptide cyclotransferase-like
Exons: 3
Coding region: 1-1023 (340 amino acids)
Molecular function (GO): glutaminyl-peptide cyclotransferase activity; zinc ion binding
Source: RefSeq, a predicted model, not a curated record